Molecule: messenger RNA, 1203 nt
Organism: Spodoptera litura
Lineage: Eukaryota; Metazoa; Arthropoda; Insecta; Lepidoptera; Noctuidae
Gene: Fib-l
Product: silk fibroin light chain
Cellular component (GO): extracellular region
Source: RefSeq, a predicted model, not a curated record
UUAUACCGAUAGGUCGAAAGAAGACCAAAAAAAUGCUGCCUGUCGUAUUGGUGUUACUUGCUGCCACUAGCGCACUAGCUGCCCCCGGUGCCUACUUAAACAUCAUAUCGAUCGAUGAAGCGAUUCCACCAAAGGAUAGCGGCAGAGGGGUCUCCGCUUUCAGAAUUGACCAAGCCACUGAAAUCAGCAAUGAAGGAGAAGCCAGCGCAUACCUGCUGACCUUCGCACAGACCACCAAGGACCUCGGCAAUGAUGGUGACAGAGUCAGCCAGGCUUUAGCCGCCGCCCAAACCAUUGGUUACCUCGGCUCAGUCUCCUCAGGUGUUCCUGGUGACGCUUGUGCUGCAGCUGACUUGAUCAACACCGUCGUGUCUGCUUCCCGCUCCGGCAACAACCAAGCUGUCCGCUCAGCCACCGCCAAGUUCGUCAGCUACCUGAGCUCCCUCAUCGACAACAUCGUUGAGCUGUCUGUCAACCCUGAAUCCGUGCGCUUCGCAGUUGGACCUCGUGGUAACUGCGCUGCUGGCGGCAGAAACUACCAAUUCGAAGCAGCCUGGGACUCCAUCCUUGCCUCCGCCCCAGCUUCAUCUACCCACUUGGUGAACGAACAAUACUGCGCAGCUAAGCGUUUGUUCAAGGGCUUCAGUGUGGUCAGCAACAACGCUGGUGCUCUCCUCACUGCAGUAUCCCUGCCAUCAGUCAACCAAGCCUUCCAGAACGUGCUUCCACAGGCAGCUAACUUCUUGGCAGCUCUUCCCUCAGGCAACGCUGGAUCAGCUGCUGCAGCUCUCAAGCAAGCUCUUUACAACUCCGUUUAAUUUAACAAUUUUCAUAAACUAUAGACAUCCUACACUAGUCUACUUUUAACUUCUUCUUAAUCAAGCCAAUAUGAAUUAAAUUCUGUUGUCUCGAUAUUAAAGUUUAAAAUAUACUAUCUCGUUUUUAUACAGACUUUGGCAUAUCAAACAUUGGUAUAUAUCGGUAUUUUAUACACAAAAUCAUAGCCUAACAAUGGAUAUAUUAUGUAUAUAUAUAGAUUUUCUUCUAUGAAGAUCAAACUAGCACCCUUUUAUAUAAUGACUGGAGAUUCAUAAUUUAUAUGUAUGUAAAUACAAUUUAUAUGUAAACAAAAAGACUCGGCUUUUAUUUUACGGACUUAGUUUUGUUUCAAUAAAGAUGUAUCCAAUUAAUUCAAUUUAUAAA